GUUCGGGUCGGGUCGGAUCGGGUCUUGCCUUCACGCGAUUCGUCGGAUUUACUCGGUGUUUUUUUUUUUUUUGUUAUUAUAUUAUCCAACGAAGGCAGCACUCCCGUUCCUCGUGUCAAUUCAUUCGGAUGUGAUUUUUUUUUCGUCUAUCAUUAUUUCGGUGGAAACAAAUGUGCCAAAUCGAAUGUAAAUAUUUUCUCUGGUGUUUGUGAACGGAAGAUCAUUACGUUCUAAAUCAAUCUUUUUAUUCAGAGAUCUUGCGAGUGAUUGUGAAAUAAAGUGAACGCGCGUGGUUUUAAAACGAAACGGAAAUAAAUCAGUGAUUGAAGUUGGUGAACAUUCUAAAGAACCGAACCCCAGCAUGCUGUAGUGAUGGAAGCGAUCCGAAGAAAGUUACCUCCUAAUCCUCGGGAAGAUGCAAAUUUAUUUUCGAUACUGACAUUCUGGUGGACGAUAGAUCUGUUUAAAAAAGGCUAUUCGAAAGUUUUGGAGCUGCAAGAUCUGUUUCGACCGCUGAAAAAGGACCAGUCCGAUGUGCUGGGGGAUCGACUAGAAAAAAAAUGGUUCGAACAGAAAUCGGGCCCGGGGCGGCCCUCGCUCAUCAAGGCCAUCUUCAAAACCUUCUGGUGGGAGUACGCCAUCCUCGGCUUUAUCACCGUGAUCAACGACAUCUUCAUCCGGUUGGCACAACCGAUCUUUCUCGGGAUGCUGCUGCAGUACUUUCGAAAGGAUUCGGACGUUACAAAAGAACAGGCCAUUUACUACUCAGCAGCUUUGGUGUUACUGAACGCGCUUAGUGUGAUCACCAUCAAUCAGUACAUCCUAGGCAGUUUCCAGAAUGGCAUGAAAGUUCGGAUAGCGAUGUGUAGUGUGAUCUAUCGCAAAGCGCUGCGGCUAUCGAGAACUGCUUUGGGCGAUACAGCACCUGGAAAAGUGGUGAAUCUGUUGUCCAACGAUGUGAAUCGGUUCGACAUCGUUUCCGUUUUUCUGCAUUCGAUGUGGUCUGCUCCGCUGCUAGCGAUCAUCAUCGGAGUCCUGCUGUACAUUGAAAUCGGGGUUGCUGGAUUGAUUGGAAUGAUUGUGAUAUUUAUCGUGACACCUAUUCAGUCUUACACCGGCAAAUUGACGUCCAGGUUUCGGCUGCAAACAGCUUUACGAACAGAUGAGCGUAUUCGCCUGAUGGACGAAAUUAUCUCCGGAAUACAGGUGAUCAAGAUGUACGCUUGGGAAAAACCUUUCGCAAAACUUAUCAGGCUUGCUCGGCAGCUUGAGUUGAAGAUCGUUAAAAAAAGUGCCUACGUUCGAGGGUUGUACAUGACGUUUUUGCUGUUCACCACUAGAAUGGCAUUGUUCUGUACAAUGAUGGCAAUGGUUCUACUUGGAAAUGAUCUAACGGCGGCUAAAGUGUUUGUUGUAUCAACCUAUUUCGGCAUAUUGGCCAAUACGAUGUCUGCCAUGUUUGUGAGAGGUAUUGCUGAAAUUGCUGAAGCUUUAGUCGCGAUGAAGCGGUUGCAACGUUUCUUAGAGUAUGAAGAAAAGGAAGGCGAACUUAACGAUGCAAAGGAAAAAUUCCUCAAGGAUUUCGGAAUCAAUGGAGAUGUAUCGGAGAAGCAAAAGCUCAUCGAAUCAGAUACCCAGCUUCCAACCAACAUAGCGAUUGCUAUGAAGAACGUUACUGCGCGGUGGGGUGCUGUCAAAAUACAAGAGGCACCGGGCGAGAAACCAAAAGACAAGAAUUCUGCUCCAGUACCGAAGAUUGUAGACACCGUCAAGAAAAUGGACGAAGCAGAUGAGUCUUGGAAAUCAGCAACUCUAUCGAAUUUAAACAUAGAGUUCAGGAAAGGAAUCUUAAUCGGAGUUAUUGGGCCGGUUGGUGCAGGCAAAUCUUCGCUUCUGCAAGCUAUUCUAAAAGAACUUCCCCUAGAAUCAGGAUCCAUCGUCAGUAAGGGUAAAUUUGCUUACGUUAGUCAAGAACCUUGGGUAUUCGCUGGAACUGUUCGUCAGAAUAUUCUGUUUGGGCAAGCCAUGGAGAAAGAGCGAUACGAUGCAGUAGUGAAAGCUUGUGCGCUUGAACGAGAUUUCGAACAGUUGCCGCAUGCGGAUAAGACGAUCAUUGGUGAACGAGGAGCUGCUCUUUCUGGUGGUCAGAAAGCUCGCAUCAGUUUGGCUAGAGCGGUUUAUAGAAGAGCGGAUAUAUUCUUGAUGGAUGAUCCAUUGAGUGCAGUAGAUGCUCACGUAGGAAGGCACCUUUUCGAUAUCUGUAUCGGGCCUAGAGGACGAUUGGGUAAACUCAAGACAACCAGAAUUCUGGUAACUCAUCAGGUGCACUUCCUGAAGGAAGCUGAUUGGGUUGUAGUUAUGAACGAUGGGAAGAUUACUCUACAGGGUACUCCACAUGAGUUGUCGCAGAACGGAAUCGACUUUGUCGAACUGUUAGAAAAGUUGGAGGAAGAAGCUGGCGAUAGUGAAAGUUCAAUAAUGGUUUCGGAGCGACGAAGUCGACGAGAUUCCAAGGCAUCAUCUCGAUCAAUAGCUUCGUCGAGUCAAUCUCUCGAUGACUUUGAUGACGAAAACGAACACAAAGUGAAAGAAAAAUCAAAGUCCCCAGAAGCGGAUAUGAAUGCGGAGCUUAGCUCCAAAGGCACUGUUCAAGGAUCUGUUCUUCUUAAUUAUGUUCGAAGUGGAGCUAAUCCAGUUCUUCUUUUCGGACUGUUUUUGUUAUUUUUGUGCACUCAACUAGCAGCAAGUGGCGCAGAUUUUUGGGUGGCCUAUUGGACUUCACAAGAGGAGCAACGAAUCUUCCUGAGACACAAUAACACCGAUGACAGCAUUGAUGUUAUCGAAAGAAGUAACUCAACUUUUGAUGAUACUCCACUAACGUCCGAAAUCCCCGGGCAAUCCUUGUUGAGUACGGAAACAUGCAUGUACAUCCAUGGAGGUCUGGUGAUUAGCAUAUUCCUGAUUGCCAUUACCAGAUCCAUAAGCUUCUACAAGACAUCGGUCCGGGCGUCUCAGAACCUCCACGACAGCAUGUUCAAGGGUUGCGUAUCGACGUCGAUGCGGUUCUACGACACCAACCCAUCGGGACGUAUUCUGAAUCGAUUCUCCAAGGAUAUGGGAUCGGUUGAUGAACUGCUGCCGAAGGCUAUUCUGGAUGCUUCACAGAUCAUUCUCAGCAUGAUCGGUACAAUUGUGGUUACUGUGGUUGUGAAUCCGAUGUUUUUAGUACCACUGGCGGUCCUUGCGGUGAUUUUCAUUUACUUGCGGAAGGUCUAUCUUAAAACUUCCAAGAAUAUCAAACGUCUCGAGGGGAUAACUCGAUCACCGGUGUUCUCACAUUUGGCAGCGUCACUGGCCGGACUUCCAACGAUUCGGGCUUUUGGAGCUCAACAGGAAUUGAUCAAAGAGUUUGACUCGCAUCAAGACAUUCAUACGGCCUCGUUUUUCAUGUUUAUAACAAGCAGUACGGCCUUUGGAUUUGCCUUGGAUCUGCUGUGUUUGGUGUUCAUGUUCAUAGUGGUGUUCAGUUUCUUGGUCCUGGAGACAGGUAUUCUAGGGGAUCGUGUAGGUCUCGCGAUCACCCAGGCAAUGGCUCUGACCGGUAUGAUGCAAUGGGGUAUUCGACAGAGUGCGGAAGUCGCCAACUUUAUGAUGUCCGUCGAACGUCUACUGGAAUAUCGAGACUUGAAACCGGAGAAACAACCCGAACAACCAAGAGUCUUGAACAAGAGUUGGCCCGAAGCCGGUAGAUUGGAGUUCAAAAAUAUGAGCUACCGGUACUAUGAAGGGGCGAAUUUAGUUUUGAAAAAUCUAAAUUUCGAGAUACAUCCAAAGGAGAAGAUUGGAAUCGUUGGUCGAACUGGAGCGGGCAAAUCCUCAAUGAUCGGAGCAGUAUUCCGGUUGGCUCAAAUCGAAGGAGACAUUUUAAUCGAUGGUAUCAACACAGGAGAAAUCUCUCUGGAGAGUCUUCGUUCUAAAGUUUCGAUCAUCCCUCAGGACCCAGUGCUGUUUUCGGGUACUCUACGAAGAAAUUUGGAUCCCUUCGAGGACUAUCCCGAUUCAGACCUGUGGCAUGCCCUUGAGCAGGUCGAACUUAGAGAGAUUGCAAAUGGACCAUUGGGUCUCCAGAUGGCCGUUGCUGCUGGAGGUUCCAACUUCAGCGUAGGUCAAAGGCAGCUUAUAUGUUUGGCUCGUGCUAUCCUGAGAAGUAACAGAAUCCUCGUUUUAGAUGAAGCCACGGCUAAUGUUGACCCUAACACUGACCGUCUGAUCCAGGAGACCAUCCGAAUCAAAUUUGCUGAGUGCACCGUAUUGACGAUCGCCCAUCGUCUCAACACAAUCAUGGACUCGGAUCGGGUUCUGGUGAUGGAUGCUGGAGAAGCAGUAGAACUUGCCACACCCUGGGAGUUACUGGAGAUGCCCGUUGGGGUGUUCAAAGAAAUGGUUUUGGCCACCGGUCCGGCCGAAUCGGAGAGACUCUUCCAAAUCGCCAAACAAAAGUUCGAUGAAAAGCACGGCCAAUGAUCAGCCACAAAAGAAUACUUGCAACUAAAGUAUUAUGAAUACAGGUUUGGGAAUGUUCGAUUCUCUCUCCCCACUGAAGCGAAGAGAUUCGCUUUUUUAACCCAUCAAAAAGUGCCCUUAUAUUAUAAACAAAGAUCGCACAAUCACCAGUGAUUCAUAUUAUUCCGAACAAAUCUAUUUACUAUACAAGUUUCGAAUCUAGAUUGGUAGGAUAAAAGCCAAUACUUUGAAUUAGGAAUAAUAACGCUCGGAACUAAAGGCUAGUCCACACUAGGAGAUAGUUGAUCUCGAGACGGUCUCAAUGUCUCCCAUUUUAUUCGGGAGACUUUGAGACCGUCUCAUGUUUCCAAUAACAAUAACAGACAACAAAGUUCGUUUCACAACAAAAAUCCAUAUUCAAGUUACUUAGUGUGGACUAGGCUUAAGAAGUAGUUACUUAAACAAUCUGUGAACAAUCUAAGUGUAUCAAUUAAAUAUUUCUCAUAUUUAUAGCUAGAAAUAUGUUACAUAUUGUUAAACUCUGAAUGGUAAUUUCCCGAAUAAAUGUGUUGAUAGUUUUAU
This is a messenger RNA of Uranotaenia lowii, 5085 nucleotides long. Its product is annotated as ATP-binding cassette sub-family C member 4-like. The record is from RefSeq and is a predicted model, not a curated record. Gene Ontology annotation, molecular function: ATP binding; ATP hydrolysis activity; ABC-type transporter activity. Lineage: Eukaryota; Metazoa; Arthropoda; Insecta; Diptera; Culicidae. The transcript has 8 exons. Gene Ontology annotation, biological process: transmembrane transport. The coding region runs from base 373 to 4524 and encodes 1383 amino acids. Gene Ontology annotation, cellular component: membrane.